AUGACCUCUCGCUUGAAGAGUUUAGGCUUCGGUUCCAAACGAAAGAGUAGUGCCAACAUCCAGUCCAACUCCGUCGCUUCGCCAAACGGCUCCAUCUCCACCACUGCUACCACUCCUCCCCCUCCCAAUUCCUCCCAGACCAGCCUGCCGCCCAUGAACCAGCAAGGCGCACCAGGUCGUCCGCCGAGUUAUUCAUACCAGACCGUUCAGGGCCGUCCUCAGUCUCCCCUACCGCCUCCGCAGAACCAAAUGGCGCACCAUCCUCCUCCCAUCGAUACCAGACAAGGCUAUAUGGGAGGGAACCCCCAGCUAGGCCCUCCUCAACCCCCGGGGUAUGGAGGUGCCUAUGCUCAGAUCGGACCUCAGCCUGGCAUCCAGCAUACUGCCAAUCAAUAUGCUCCUGGCCGUGCUGCCGAGGUCGAGGCUUCAAAUCGUAACAAGGCUCAGCUCAUUGUGGGCAUCGAUUUUGGAACGACCUUCUCGGGUGUGGCAUACGCUUUCGCGACGAACACCGAAGCCAAGGAAGAUAUAAUUUCAGAAUGGCCCGGCGCAGGCAACCAGACGAAGCAAAAGAUCCCUACCGUUUUGUACUAUGAUCAAUAUCAAAAAGUCGUUGGCUGGGGUCCAGAUAUCGCAGAGGCACUAGCUCCAACGGGAUAUCCCAAGCCCGGUGUCCAAAAGGUGGAAUGGUUCAAACUCCAACUCAUGUUGUCCGGGAAUACAUACAUAGAUCCUAUCAACCUGCCUCCACUACCCCCUGGAAAGUCGGAAAUCGAUGUCGCGGCCGACUACCUCUUCAAACUCCGCAAUGCCAUGCGAGUGUACCUGGGGAAGACGCUCGGUGAGGUGUUCAACCGUGAGGAGCGAAACAUUCGGUACUUCUUGACGGUCCCAGCCAUUUGGAACGAUGCAGGCAAAGCAGCGACCCGGGCGGCCGCCAUUCAAGCUGGCUUUAUCCGAGAUGAGAAUGAUAACAGACUGACUCUGAUCACCGAACCCGAAGCAGCCGCCAUGUUCUGCUCGAAGACUGGACUGCUCAACCUCAAGAUCCACGAUGCUGUCUUGAUUGUCGACUGUGGCGGUGGUACUGUCGAUCUGAUCGCCUAUGAAGUCGAAGAAGAGACUCCGUUCUCGGUAGCCGAAUGCACUGCUGGCAGCGGUGACUCCUGCGGUUCUACGGCUCUCAAUCGCAACUUCUCCAACAUCCUACGUGCCAAGAUCCGACGAAUGAAACUCCCCGAUGGUUCAAAAACUGCCGGAAGAGUGUAUGCGAAAUGUAUUAUGGACUUUGAGAAUCGAAUCAAGGCUGAUUUCCGCAACAACGGCCAGAAGUGGGCUGUUGAUGUCGGUAUCGAAGCUGAAUUUCCCGAAGCCGGCAUCGAAGAAGGUUACAUGACAUUCACGAAUGAAGAAAUCCUUCAGUGCUUCGAACCGGUCGUCAACCGUAUCCUUGAGCUGGUCCGCAACCAGAUCAUUGCCAUUCAAGCACAAAACAGAUCUUUGCAGAAUGUUCUGGUGGUUGGUGGGUUCGGCGCGUCUGAGUACCUCUUUCAGCAAAUCAAGCUUCACGUGCCGCCACAGUUCCAGUCCAAAGUUGUCCGUCCCAUGGACUCGGUCGCUGCCAUCGUCAAGGGUGCGGUUACGGCAGGUAUUACCGAGCGAGUUGUUACAUCCCGUGUAGCCCGCAGACACUACCUCAUGGCAACUUUGCAGCCUUUCAAGGAGGGUUAUCAUCCAGAACAAUACCGAGUCCCCAGUCUUGAUGGCAAAGACCGAUGCAAAUAUACCAGACAGAUCUUCGUUCAAAAGGGCGAAAGGGUCAAGAUUGGCGAGCCGGUGAAGGUAUCAUUCUUCCGACAAGUUGCACCAGGUGCCACGUUGAUGUACGAAGACAUCCUAUACGCCUGCGAUGAAGAUGUUUGUCCUGAAUACACGAAAGACCCCCGUAUCAAGGAGGUUGUCACACUCACCUCGGAUUUGUCAAGAAAGAACCUUGAAAAGGAUUUUGAACGCAUGGACACACCUCAAGGAACAUUUUACCGCGUCUACUUCGACAUCUAUCUCACAUUAGACGGAUCAGAGUUCAACGCCGAACUCGUCUGCCAAGGAGAAGUCAUGGGUCGUUGCACGGCUCGGUUCAGAUAA
Molecule: messenger RNA, 2145 nt
Organism: Exophiala spinifera
Lineage: Eukaryota; Fungi; Ascomycota; Eurotiomycetes; Chaetothyriales; Herpotrichiellaceae
Exons: 4
Coding region: 1-2145 (714 amino acids)
Molecular function (GO): ATP-dependent protein folding chaperone; ATP binding
Source: RefSeq, a predicted model, not a curated record